Molecule: messenger RNA, 658 nt
Organism: Lagenorhynchus albirostris (white-beaked dolphin)
Lineage: Eukaryota; Metazoa; Chordata; Mammalia; Artiodactyla; Delphinidae
Exons: 4
Coding region: 8-658 (216 amino acids)
Source: RefSeq, a predicted model, not a curated record
UACCCCCAUGGGGACGACGGGGCGGCGACCACCGCUCCGGGAGCCGGGGCUCUGGGCCGUGCUGGGGCGAGGGACAAACAGGACCUGGGCCGCCGUCGGGGUCGGCGGGGCGAGCCGCUUCUGCCCCCUCAGCGCCCGCAAACCGAGCGCCGUCGACCCCGGAGAGCAGCCCGCGGACUCGCGACACGGGCCAAUAGGAGCGGUGGGGGGUGUGGCCUGUGGCCCGGCUCGUCAAGUUGCCGUGGCGCGGAGAAGUCUGCAAAACAAGAGACGGAGGAUUGCGUUAGCGACAUACCACUUCACGCCGGAGCCGCGGGUAGGAGCGUCGCGGUCGGACCCGGCCGCUGCGCGGUACUCUGAGGAAAAGCUACCGCCAGGCAAGAGCCGGACCCGGGCCUGGGGUGCGUGGCCGGCCGACCUCCUUGCCUCACGGCCGGCCCGGGCGCCUGCGGCUCUCGGGGCUCGCCCCGCCGGCGGAAUCCGGGUGCUGGCCGGGCGGGCCGGACUGCGGAGGCGGGAAGCUCGUCCGGGCCCGUCUCUGGAGUGUUUUGGACGCGGGGCGCGAGGCGGCAGCUCGGAGCAGGGCUCGCGGCGUGGAAGCCGGGGGCUUUCCUGUCAGGAAGGGCCGGGCGGGGGUGGCGGGCACCUCGCCCGCUAG